Molecule: messenger RNA, 2652 nt
Organism: Engraulis encrasicolus (European anchovy)
Lineage: Eukaryota; Metazoa; Chordata; Actinopteri; Clupeiformes; Engraulidae
Gene: kifbp
Product: kinesin family binding protein
Exons: 11
Coding region: 7-1872 (621 amino acids)
Biological process (GO): microtubule cytoskeleton organization; central nervous system projection neuron axonogenesis; neuron projection maintenance
Source: RefSeq, a predicted model, not a curated record
AGCAACAUGGCCUCCUCGUACAGCCAGGACUGGAGAGCUGUGUGCGACAAAUUUCGUGAUGCACAAACUCUGUCUGAUGUGGAGUCAAGGAAGGACCCAGAGAACGACCCGUUUCGCUCUAAAUACAAGGCCAGGGACCUACUGAAGGAAAUACGCACGGUGUUAAAGAACUUGGAUAUAGGGGAGGCUGAGAACGAUGACAACGAUGCUGAGUGUCAGACUGAGGAGCCAGUUGACGGUGGGAGUGGGGAGGCCAGUUCUAGGCGCUGUCUUGGUGAUUCCGAUGCGGGCAUACGAGCAGCUAAACUCGGGGUGAUCGAAUACCUCCUCGGUGUAAACCAUGUGGAGACCGAAGAAUUAUCUGCGGGCGAAGAACACUUGAUGAAUUGCGUGAAACUACUGGACAGAAUGACAAUCACACAGGAAAAUGUCUCUUUAAAUAUCCAGGCGAGGAAUCAGCUUGGGAUUCUGUGGGCGGGUAGAGAUGAAAUUGAGACAGCACAAGGGUUCUUGCAAGUGGCCGAACUAACAUACAUGCGAUACAUGAAAGAGGAUGGCCAUCCGCCCAUGGAUCUCACAGAAUUCUUUGUUGGAGAGGAAGAUCAACUGCCCCAACAAGAGAGGACAAAAAGGUUUGAGAUGGCGUACACACACACCAUGUACUAUCUGGCACAGGUGUACAAGAACCUUGAGCUGUUCGAGCGGGCGGGGAAGUAUUGCCACAGCACCUUGCAGAGACAGCUGGAGUUCAACCAGUUCGUGCCGCUGGAGUGGGCCAUCAACGCUGCCACACUGUCCCAGUACUACAUCACCAAGAGCCGCUACAUGGAGGGACGCCACUGCCUCGCCGCGGCCAGCGUCAUCGCAGGAAUGGCUGCCCAAGAGACUGAAGAGGAGUGUGAGACGCGUGAACAGAAGACAGGGGAGAUAGCCCGGUGUUGGAUUAAAUACUGCCUCAACCUGCUGCAGGACGGCAAGAAGCUCUUGGAGGACAACACGGGGGAGCUGGAUGUGGAUCGACAGGUGGAGCUGCGUCGGGCCAGGCAGAAGGAGCAGGAGGAGCUGGAGAAGCAGAGGAAGAGCACAGUGCUGUUCAGCUCCACGUCCACCGACACAUCCAACUCCAUAUGCGAACUGGAGGACAAGGUAAGCUGCCUGUUCCCGCUCGACUAUGAGGAGGCGCGCAGCGUGUUCCUGAUGGGCCAGACCUACGUGGCGGAGGCCAAGGAGUACUUCAAGAUGGACGGCCACGUGACCGACCACAUCGAGAUCACGCAGGACCACAGCGCGCUCUUCAAGGUGCUGGCGUUCUUCGAGGAGGACCUGGAGCGUCGCUGCAAGAUGCACAAGCGUCGCGUGGACAUGCUGGAGCCCAUCUGCAAGGAGCUGAACCCCCAGUACUACCUGCUGGUGUGCCGCCAGCUGCAGUUCGAGCUGGCCGAGACCUACUACGAGCUCAUGGACCUCAAGCUGGCGCUGGCCGACAGGCAGGACGACCUGGAUGCACACACCGUCAAGAAGUUCAACACCCUGUGCAGCGCCUCCAUGAGGUUCUACGAGGCGUUCCUGGACUCGGCGCGGAACCCCGAGGGAAAGUGGCCCGCCAAGCUGGAGGAGGAGAUACUGCGUCCGGCGCUGGUGGCCAAGUUCCGCGUGGCGCGGCUGCAGUCCAAACUCAUCUCCGCCAGCCCCACCGUGCAGCUCGACAACCUCGGACGCUCACUCGAGUCAUACAGGUUCGUAGUGCAGUACUGCGAGGAGAACCCUGAGGCCAAGGCAGUGGUGGAGACGGAGCUGGAGCUGAGCGAGGAGAUGGUCAACCUGCUGCCCAUGAAGAUGAACAGGAUUCGCGCCAAGAUGGCCGCCAAGUGAGGCAAGAUGGCCACCAACUGAAGCACACAUCAUCGCUAGGGUAACAUCAUAGAUAUACUACGUAGGUUUCUUGUAUACAAACAUUUGCGCUGUGCGUGCAGUUGAGAAUCACUUUUCAACCUCUGUUUGAAAACUGCUGUCACUCACUCCAUAUAUGGGCUCACGUGAUUGGCUGCUUAGCAUCUUGCUUCUCCUCACAGCGCGAUUGUACGCUUUAUUAUCAUGGAUGCAUAAAAAGCAUUAGACUUAGUAAAUAGUAAACCAAUGGUGAACAAAACAUUAACAAGCGUUUUUAUUAUUUACCAAGUUAUAUUAAUGCUUUACAAAAUAUCUACAAAUAAUAUGUUCAAGAUUUUACAAACCGUGUUUACAAACAGUGUUUUUUAUUCAUUAUUUAUUUUUUAAAAACGUACCUAUAAAUUGUCAACAUAACAUUUCCCACUCAUUUACAAAAAUGUGUUAGUGUUUUAAUUAUCAUUAGGUAAUUAUUUACUAGGUUUUUAUGAUGUUUUUAUGCAUCCAUUAUUAUAAAGUGUUACCCAGAAAACCUAUGUGUUGAAUACUGGGUGUUGAGUUCAGCCUUUUGGCAUGCGUUAAUACUGUGCGCUGCAAUGAUGGUGCAGGGUCACCAAAGAUGUUAUAUUAUAUUGCCGGCACCUACAGGAGAGUUUGCACAUCACCUUGCCGCCACGGUGACGAUAAUUUAAGCAGCGUCACCCCUGUAUGAAGAUGGCGGCACCCUGGAUAAGCAUAUUCUUUUCAAAACACAUCGGUAAUCAA